CGUUUGGUCAGGAGUUCGAUUCUCUUCGUGGGCGCCAGAACCAAAAUUAUUUUAUAUGAAGAAAAACCUACACCCAGAGUUCGAUAUUAUAGUAAUAGGGGGAGGUCAUGCUGGCAUUGAGGCUUCCUUAAUCAGCACCCAACUAGGACAUAAAGUGGUGUUAAUUACCCUGGAUAAAAAUAAAAUUGGGGCCAUGAAUUGUAAUCCCUCAGUAGGGGGAGUAGCCAAAGGAAUAGUAGUUCGAGAAAUUGACGCAUUGGGAGGCAAAAUGGGCCAAGCAGCGGACGCAACCGCUCUCCAAUUUAAAUUACUAAACACUUCUAAUGGUCCAGCAGUCCAAGCCCUUCGGGUUCAGUCCGAUAAGAUUGCUUAUAGUCGCUACAUGCAAAAAGCGGUUGACCAACAGAAAAAUCUAACCAUUAUUGAAGGAGCCGUGAAAAAUUUACUAAUAGAGGAGAAUAAAGUCCGUGGAGUGGAAUUAAAUAAUGGGGAGAUUAUCUUAGCAAAAGUGAUAACUUUGACAACCGGCACUUAUCUGCAACCAAUCACUUAUCAAGGUAAGGAAAGCCAAAUUGAGGGACCAGACGGAGAAAAAAAAGUAGUAAAUAACAUUUCUCAACAAUUACAAAAAUUAGG
Racocetra persica is the source of this 636-nucleotide messenger RNA. Lineage: Eukaryota; Fungi; Glomeromycota; Glomeromycetes; Diversisporales; Gigasporaceae. The record is from the annotation of a GenBank genome assembly.